AUGGGGAAUACCAAAGAAGAAUCCGGUAAGAACUGGGCUAAACAUGAGAAGCGCGGCUUUGAUUCCGGUACCGGAGUUUACCAUUCAUUGUUUCAACUUCUUGGCGAUCAUAGCAUCCCCACAAGAGCUGAUCUUGACACUGCCUCAUUCGUGCUAGCACAUUUUCCACAACAACAUCAAGCUCAUCGACAAGUUGCUCUUAUUGAUGCUGCCACCAAUCAGAAAAUCACUUAUUCACAACUCGAAAGAUCAAUAAGGGCAUUAGCCUCUGGACUCUACCAUGCAGUUGGUAUCCGUAAAGGGGAUGUUGUGUUUGUCUUGGCACCAAACUCUCUCACGUACCCAAUUAUCGGUCUCGCCAUACUUUCACUCGGCGCCAUUCUGACACCUGCAAACCCUCUGAAUACUUCCUCAGAAAUCACAAAACAAGUUUGUGACUCAGGUGCUAAGCUCAUCAUUUCAGUUUCAGAAGAGUUACAUAAAUUCACACAGACUCAGGUGCCAAUAAUCGAUGUAUCUCGCCAAUCGAACAGUGAAUUACUAUCUAUAGAAGAGUUAAUUGAAUGUUGUGACCCACAAGAGUUGCCAAAAAUGGAGUUGUACCAGUCUGAAACUGCAGCAAUUCUGUAUUCAUCUGGUACUACUGGUAUUAGCAAAGGUGUUUUGUUAACACACGAGAAUUUCAUAGCAAUUUUAACUAUUCUAAAAUGGUCUGUGUAUAAAACAUCAUCUCAAAACGAUGUGUUUCUAUGCUUUCUUCCUAUGUUUCACAUGUACGGAGUAAUGUUCUUCGUGGUGGGACUAUUCUGUAUUGGUAUCACUUCAGUAAUCAUGCAGAAAUUUGACUUGCAAGCAAUGCUUGAUGCAAUCAAGACUUACCAUGUAAACCACAUACCAAUGGUGCCUCCGGUGAUACUAGCUUUGGUUAAGUACUCCAGCGACGCCCGUGAAGAGUUGUCUUCACUGAGGAGGAUCAUAUCAGGCGCUGCCCCCUUGAGCAAGGAACUGGCCAAUGCCUUCAUAGAAAAGUUCCCUUGGGUGGAGCUCCGGCAGGGCUACGGGCUUACUGAAAUCUGCGGUGUGGCAACUUUUGCACUGAGAAUGGAUCAGGCAAAGUUGCAUAAAGGUUCCUGUGGGAUGUUGUUGCCAAGUUUUUGUGCCAAGGUGAUAGAUACAGAAACAGGAUUAGCUUUGCCACCCUAUAAAAAAGGAGAAUUGUGGCUUAAGAGUCCUACUGUCAUGAAAGGAUACUUGGGAAAUGAGGAAGCAACAACUGCAACAAUUGACAAUGAUGGUUGGCUUAGAACUGGGGAUCUUGGUUAUUUUGAUGAGGAUGGGUUUGUUUACAUUGUUGAUCGCAUAAAAGAACUCAUAAAGCACAAUGGGUAUCAGGUGGCCCCUGCAGAACUAGAAGCAAUACUUCUAAGUCAUCCUCAGAUUCUUGAUGCUGCCGUUAUUCCGGUGGAAGAUGAAGAAGCAGGUCAAAUACCUAUGGCAUAUGUGGUAAGAACAGCGAGCAGUGAACUAAGAGAAGACCAAGUCAUCCAAUUUGUGGCAGGGAAAGUAGCACCUUACAAAAAAGUGAGAAAAGUUGAGUUUAUCAGUGAGAUUCCAAAGUCAGCCGCAGGCAAAAUCUUGAGAAAGGAGCUAAUUCCACAAAAACGACAAGUUAUGUCCAAAUUAUAA
Carica papaya (papaya) is the source of this 1686-nucleotide messenger RNA. Its product is annotated as beta-phenylalanine coenzyme A ligase-like. Lineage: Eukaryota; Viridiplantae; Streptophyta; Magnoliopsida; Brassicales; Caricaceae. Gene Ontology annotation, molecular function: CoA-ligase activity. The record is from RefSeq and is a predicted model, not a curated record.